ACCCAUACGAAAAGCUCCCCUUUUCUUUAGCCUUUUGUAUCAUCUGCUUACACUCUUUUAUGUCCCUUUUUGGGAGCAGCGAUACCUUCUCAGACUGUCUUAGGAAAAGCAUUAAAGAAAGUACUUUACCUCAGUAACUGCCAAGUGAGGGAAUAGGAACACCUGCUCAGUUUUGCUUUAGUCAUCUUCUUCAGGAGCUCCUCAUCUGGAAGAAAAUGAGAAAUCACAGAAGGCUGCCUGAAAAGAAUGUGCCCCGCUGCUUGCUUAAGAAGGUGUAGGGCCUGAGCCUUUAUUGCUGGAGGAUUUGAAGAGGCAGCUGAAGGAACAACAUGUUUAAUGAGGAAAUCUGAAAGGGCAUCUUAUCAGAAAUUGUCAAUCUCUUGGUACCAGCUUUUUAAACGACAAAACAAAAUGGAACUGGCUUAAGCGCAAGGUCAUGUCAUUAUGCCACACGUAUGAGAAGAAAGUACUGUGUUAUGACACAGCAGUGGAGACUAGCAAGAAAGAAUUCCUACAGAACACCACUGCAUCAAACAAUCUGAUUGGCACUGCUGCUUUGGCAGUUCAGGUGGUUGGUAGCAACUGGCCCAAGCCACAUUAUACGCUGCUGGUGACGGGCCUCUGCCGGUUCCAGAUACUGCAGCUGCUGAAGGAGAAGCCGUACCCUGUUGCGGAAGUUGAGCAGUUGGAUCGACUUGAGCAGUUUACAAAUCAGCAUAAAUCUGAGGAGGAACUUGGAGAGCUGUCAGAACAGUUCUACAAAUAUGCUGUGCAGUUGGUUGAGAUGCUGGAUAUGUCUGUUCCUGCAGUUGCAAAGCUGAGACGUCUUCUGGAUAAUCUGCCUAGGGAAGCUUUGCCAGAUAUACUGACUUCAAUCAUCCGUACAUCCAACCAAGAGAAGCUUCAGAUUCUAGAUGCGGUUAGGCUGGAGGAAAGGUUCAAGAUGACUAUACCAUUGCUUGUUAGACAAAUUGAAGGACUGAAGCUUCUUCAGAAAACAAGAAAGCCCAAACAGGAUGAUGAUAAAAGGGUUGUAGCCAUUCGUCCUAAUAGAAGAAUCAAUCAUAUUCCAAGCACCACAGAAGAUGAGGAGGAGGAGGAAGAUCAUGAUGAUGUUGUCAUGCUUGAGAAAAAGAUUAGAACUUCCAGUAUGUCAGAACAAGCUUUUAAAGUUUGUCUUAAGGAAAUAAAGAGAUUGAAGAAGAUGCCUCAGUCAAUGCCAGAAUAUGCAUUAACAAGAAAUUAUUUGGAACUUAUGGUAGAACUGCCAUGGAACAAGAGUACGAAAGAUCGCCUUGAAAUUCGUGCAGCUCGAAUUCUUCUGGAUAACGAUCAUUACGCUAUGGAGAAGUUGAAGAAAAGAGUUUUGGAGUACUUAGCUGUCAGGCAGCUUAAAAACAACCUCAAGGGACCCAUUCUUUGUUUUGUGGGACCCCCAGGAGUUGGCAAAACCAGUGUCGGGAGAUCGAUUGCAAAGACUUUGGGACGAGAAUUCCACAGAAUUGCUUUAGGAGGUGUCUGUGAUCAAUCUGAUAUCCGAGGCCAUAGGCGCACCUAUGUUGGCAGCAUGCCUGGCAGAAUAAUCAAUGGACUGAAGACUGUUGGGGUUAAUAAUCCAGUGUUCCUUUUAGAUGAGGUUGAUAAACUGGGGAAGAGCUUGCAGGGAGAUCCUGCAGCAGCCUUACUAGAGGUCUUGGAUCCGGAGCAAAACCACAGUUUCACCGAUCACUACUUAAAUGUAGCCUUUGAUCUGUCCCAAGUCCUCUUUAUAGCUACAGCCAAUACUACAGCAACUAUCCCACCUGCUCUGCUCGACAGGAUGGAAGUCAUUCAGGUUCCAGGAUAUACACAAGAAGAAAAAAUUGAAAUUGCUCACAGACACUUGAUUCCUAAACAGCUUGAACAACAUGGUCUUACUCCACAGCAGAUACAGAUUCCACAAGUAACCACUUUAGACAUAAUUACAAGGUACACUAGAGAGGCAGGAGUCCGCUCUCUGGAUCGAAAGCUGGGGGCUAUUUGCAGAGCAGUGGCAGUGAAAGUGGCAGAAGGGCAGCACAAAGAAACAAAGCCUGAUCGUUCUGAACUGGGUGAAGGAGAAGACUGCAGAGAACAUGUCACAGAAGACGCAAAAUCAGAAUCCAUCAGUGACGCGGCUGACCUGGCUCUGCCUCCUGAAAUGCCAAUUUUAAUUGAUUUCCAUGCUUUAAAAGACAUCCUGGGGCCACCCAUGUAUGAAAUGGAGGUGUCAGAACGCUUAAGCCAGCCAGGAGUAGCCAUAGGCCUGGCUUGGACUCCGCUGGGAGGAGAGAUCAUGUUUGUGGAAGCCAGCCGCAUGGACGGGGAAGGCCAGCUCACUUUGACUGGUCAGCUGGGAGAUGUCAUGAAGGAGUCAGCACAUCUUGCAAUCAGCUGGUUGCGCAGCAAUGCAAAGAGAUACCAGCUCACUAAUGCUUCUGGAAGUUUUGAUCUCCUUGACAACACUGACAUCCAUCUGCACUUCCCAGCUGGAGCUGUCACAAAAGACGGACCAUCUGCUGGCGUUACCAUAGUAACCUGCCUUGCUUCCCUCUUCAGUGGGCGGCUGGUGUGCUCAGAUGUAGCCAUGACAGGAGAAAUUACACUGAGAGGCCUUGUUCUUCCAGUUGGAGGAAUUAAAGACAAAGUGCUGGCAGCGCACCGAGCUGGACUGAAGAGAAUUAUCAUUCCUCAAAGAAAUGAAAAAGAUCUUGAAGAAAUCGCACUGAAUGUACGGCAAGAUCUGACUUUCGUUAUGGCAAGCUGUCUGGAUGAAGUUCUUAAUGCUGCUUUUGAUGGAGGAUUUUCAGUUAAGCCCAGAGUUGAGCGUUUGAAUAGUAAACUUUAAGUAGACAGGCUGAGAUUACUUCUAUAUCGAAUUUUAAUAGAGAAUAGUAACUAUCAACUAGAUACAUAUAUCAAGCAUAAAUAUGAGCUAAGACUGACAGUUUAGAUUUGCGUGCAAAUGCAAUCAAAAUAAAAGUAUCGCUUUAGCAGUUAACAACCCAAAACCGCAUUUGCUGGAUAUGCUGCCUUUUACUACUACCAGCAAGGAGUCUUGAAAAGAAGACUUAUUUCCUGACAGAUUCAAGCAUGAGUAACCUAAUGCUAUUGAGAAACAGUUCCUUACCUUACCUGGUAGGUAGUUACAUCAGUGUCAACAGCUGAUGACAUCUGUAAAGCAGACAAGCCCACAGCCAGGGAAUCAUAUGCAGUUUGUGUGGUCAGAGAACACAAACUGCAGCAAAUGCAGCACAGAACAGCAAGAGGAGGUAAUAAUGGGGAUGUUAACCAAAAGCAAACUGAUUUGGGGCACGGGUGCUUUCUUUUUAGGAAAUAACGUUCAGGCAAUCUGCUAAGGAGUGGUGGCAUCAGGAGAAACAGGAGUUUGGAAGUUUUAAGGAAAUGCGUAGAGGAUUUAAGGAUAACAGAAACAGUAGUUCUCACUUUUGUCAAGGAAAGGUAAUGCACUGAAGUUCAUGUGUGCAGAGUUGUACUUACAGCACUGGAAGUAGGUGGCAGAUACCGGGAAGACUUAUAGAAAAAACAGUCUGGUAACAUUUGGGAGGGGAGGGAAAGGGACCCCUUAAUUCUUAUGUGAUACAAAACUAGGAGCACUGCUGAUUCUGGGAUACUUCUGUGUAGAGUUUAGACUCUAAGUACUACAUACAUUUAAACAACACCAAUAAAACUACUGGACAAUUAAAUUUGAUUAAGUAGUGCACACUAAUAAUGUAAGGUUGGAGGAAGUGUUUCAGAUAGAAAUUUAAUUUUAUGGAAUCUACAGUUCUUGAGUUUCUUGUUGCUUUGUAUGAGGGUAAGCCAUGAGAGAGAGAAAACCUCAUCUCUGCUAUUCUGUUCUUGCUCGUUAAUUUUGAAACAACUAAAGUGUCCUUAUGAAAAUUAAAUUGUAUCAGUGACAGAAGCCUAUAAAUCAAAAUGAAUUGUUUGUUUGGCUUUAAUUGCCAUUGAUAAAGCUGAUUUACCUGGAAUAUAACAGUAGUUAUAUUAAUACAUUCAGUGGGUGUUUUUUCACUAGAUUAUAAAAACGUUCACAGAAGACUUAAUUUAAUAAAAUGA
This is a messenger RNA of Coturnix japonica (Japanese quail), 4098 nucleotides long. Lineage: Eukaryota; Metazoa; Chordata; Aves; Galliformes; Phasianidae. The record is from RefSeq and is a predicted model, not a curated record.